Messenger RNA from Dimorphilus gyrociliatus, 889 nucleotides. NCBI's taxonomy places the organism in Eukaryota, Metazoa, Annelida, Polychaeta, Dinophilidae. The record is from the annotation of a GenBank genome assembly.
AAUGUUCGAAACUCAUUUAAUGCUUUCACUUUCUCCUUGGGAUAAUAUAUUAGCUAAUGAAACAUUAAUAGAAAUUAAGUUGGGUCUCGUUCCCAUAGACUACCCUGGAAGUUAUCAUAUUAUUGACAUUAGCUCUCAUGUGAAUUAUGUAUUUAUUUUGACGGAAGAUAUGAAGAGUGGAAGUUGCUACGAAUAUAAGUUAUGGCGACUAGAUCUUAACAGUAACAAGCCAACAGAGGUAUAUAAAGUGAUUUCUGAGAAACUCCAAUACAGAAUUGAGGUAGCUUCUAAUGCCUAUCUGUACGCUGAAGGAGGAGCAAGUGUAAUGAAGAUACGUUUGUCAGAAAAAUCAACCGUAGCUGUAUUCUAUCAAUUUUAUGGCGCUCCUAUUCAAGAGAAGAGGAAAAUUAUAAAACUGGUUGCUUUUUCUAGCGGUGUUGUUGAUGUGAGGUUAUGGUUAGGUAAAUGGUAUAUUUGUAGAACGGAUGAUCCAUUUAAAAGGAAAUGGAAAUCACCAAUGAAAGGUUGGCACAAUUAUCGCACAGUAGACGAUUUGAAAGUAGUGGGAGAAAGUAUACUUUUUUUAAACAUAGAUAGACUGAUCGAAAUAAAUCUAAAUGAUGGGUCAGCGGUCCGAACUUUAAGAUUAGAUUGGUCUAAUACCUUAUCAUCAUUACCUUUUCCGGAUUCAUUCCUUCCCGAUAAGCCAAUUAUUCUUGGUAAAAACUUUGACUGUGUCAUAGUCAACAUGGAAGAUAUGAAGCUUUUUCUUAUUGAAAAACAUUUCAAGAGAUUUCAGCACGUUUUAGUCACUGAUAAAGUAUUUAUUGUUGUUCAAUUCUAUGAAGACAGUUCCUGGUGUUUGUCUAGAAUGGACUGUUUUAGAUAA